UUUGUGAAUUGUGUUUAUAUGUGGUUGAUAUUAUCCAUCCAUUAUCUAUUUACCGGAUGUCUGUUCAUGUUGCAAAAGAUAUUCAAUUUUCACGAUCCUAGCAAGUAUUUUAUUGCUUUGUCGGCCAUUUGCGAGUGUUCUGAUAUUUGUGCUGUAAGCAGUAAAGAACGUCCGCCAUCAUUCGCCUUCGCGUUUUCUCAAGAUGUUUUCUUUCUGAAGUCAUAUUGAAGUUGAUUUAAGUCGUUUUUAUCUGCCCAGGCCUUAAAAUGGAACUACCCGCAGGAUGCAAGAUGAUGAAAGUCCAAGAGAUAUGCCAUAGCGGCUUUCUUUGGAGUUUCGAAUUUCUAAACUACGCGGACGCGUCAGAGAAUAAGAAGAAGCUACAUUUUAUGGAAGAACACCUGAAGUUGAAAUUAUGGCAGAGACCUAACUUCCACACUAAUUUCAAUGAAAAUCAGUUUGUAGCGGUCGAAAUAGAGAAAUUACGUAGAGUGGUUCGAGGAUACGUGCUUUCCGUCACCCAUGAUAGAACAGGGGACAUGUACCAAGUGUUCCUGAUCGACUACGGCAGCAAAGAGAAUGUCCACUCUCGAGAUUUAAGGAUACUGCCUGAUUACGCUAGUGUUGAAAAAUUACCUGCUCAGUCGUGGAGAAUCGGCUUGUACGGAGUUCUACCAGUUCAUUUAGAAUUGGAACUAGGAGGAUCUGCGAAUAAAACAGUUGGAGAAGCUUGGAACGGUAAAGAUAUCAAGUUCAUGGAAGAUGCGCUGUCGAAAGCCGAUGUAAUCCAUUUCGAAGAAGUCAUCAAACAUCAAGAAUAUCGAUUUGGAUACGUUCAUUUGAAACGUCCUGGUACUCGAGAAAACACUACUCUACAAAAGUUACUCGUUGAAGAAGGUUACGCGGUUGAAUCUGAAGAUUUUAAUAAAUAUAUUCCUUCAAUUGUGAGACGUAUACGAACAACUCAAGACCACAAGUCUUUUCCAACCGGUGAUCCGACCGAUAAAAGUGAUUCUGUCGAUGGAGUGGAAACUCCAGUAAUUGCAAGUAAAUCCGAUCAGCCUCAAACAACUGAUUCGCCGUCGUCGAGUUCCAAAUCAGCACCCGCAGCUCCUGAAAUAUCUCCUAGCUCGGCACCCUCGUCUCAGAUCAAGGGAAGGGGUAGAGGUGAACUUCUACAGAAAUUGAAGAUCGUGAAGGCUCCUCCGCCUGAACCUGCUCCGAUGGUUGGAAGAAUUCCGAUGAAUGAAAUCGAUCAAUUCGAAGAUUCUCUCGAUUCGGUUUACCACGACGCGAUUAGUACAUCGAAGGCAGAAUCAUCUCGAAGAGAUUCGUUUAGCUCAACCGAGUUUCACACUCCGAAAAACAGUACACCGUCUUCAUCCAGACGCCAGUCAUGUAGUUCGAUUGAAAUAAUAUCCGAUACGAAUCAGCCUAAAAUUGAAACCAUUUCUUUAAUUACACCUCCUCCGAAUGAUCCUGCGAUAUUAUCUUUCUCUCGUAAACGAAACGUUGAGACUAUUGAUUUAACCUCAUCACCGCCGACUGUAUCUCUAAUCACACCGUCGCCUUCUCCGCACAGUAACCUCGCUGAUGAUAGCUGCUCAGAAAAUUCACCUCAAUCGGGAUCAGUUGAAAAACCAGCAAGAGGACGGGCUGCUAUAUUAAAAGCUGCGAUAUCAUCGAUGUCAAAUGAAUCCCAGUCCCCAAAAAGUGAUAUUUCUGAUCGCAAUUUGAGUGAAAAAUUAUCUCGUCUUCUGAAAAUAGAUAGUACACCGAAACCAGGGAGUUCUCGUGGUCGAGGCGCGUUGAAAGAUCGUAUAAUCAGUGAUUCGUCGUGCUCGAGUAGAAAAAGCUCCAUCGAUAGCACAGCAUCGGCUGAACCAACGCCAGUUAAACCAUCUUCUAUCGAUUUCGCCAAUGACAUCGUCCCGCUGAAUACGGUGCCUGUGACAUCAGUUCCCGAAGAACAAAUAGUGGAUGAAGUCGCUCAAGACGAUAUGUUUUGCGAAGAAGAAGAUUUCAACGAGAAAUUAAUUACUCAAAUAAUGGUCGUGGGUGAUGAGGGAGCUUGCCGUUUCAAGCCUAAAUUCGCUAUCAAUGAUUUUGAUCUUCACCCCGAUGUUAAAAAACGUGCUGGUCAGUUACGUCUCACUGAUUUAAUUCGUAGUCAACGAUACAUGAUUCCUGCGAUGCUAACUAGAAGAAACGUAACGUUAGUCGGUCCUUCAAGAGGAGGUAAAACCGUAUCGUGUUUAAUCGCAUUGUUUUCCCUUUUGAAAGAGAAGAAGUUCUACAAAGCGCUGCCUGUCGGACCUGGUCCACGAGCCAUAAUAUUGUGUCCGUAUUCGUCUCAAUGUGAAAAUAUUGAACGUAUAUGUAACGAACUUAACAAAUCUGUUGCGUCAAUUUCAAGUACACAACUGCCAGAAAGAGAUGUUUUGAAACUGAACGUAGCUUAUGGAUGUGGUAAAGAAGCGGAAAAAGAUAAAUUGAAUGAAUUAACUCAAGGAUACGAUAUCGUCAUAUGCACUCCUUCGUGUUUAUUAAGACUUCUGCAGACACCAGAGAUGAUGAAUUUCAAAAGAUUAUGUCAUUUGGUGUUAGAUGACGCUGAUACGUUGUUUAAAUCUUACACAGAUGAGAUCAUCGAAAUCUUACAACAAGCCUACAGCUCUGGUAAAAUAUGCGAAAACGGUUUAGUUCUGCCCCAACGUGUGAUAAUUUCUCGAGAAUGGAUUCCGAUGAUCAAACAGUGGGUACAAAAAGACGUCACCGAGCAACGAGGUAUCCUGUUGAUGGCUUCGUAUUCCGAAGCAGCUGUUUUUUGCAACGUUAAGGCUAUGCUUAGACGAAUCGAUGACGAAGAUAAGAAACGAAACGAUUUGAUAAAUUACUUGCAUAUCGAAGCUCCGCAGAAAUCCACUGUCGUAGUGUUCAAUAACGUCGAAGAAAUGAACGAAGUUUACACGUGGAUAAAAUCGAAAUGCAUGCGACCUUUGUUCAAAGUUGGGUAUAGUCUUGGCAGUGCUGAAGAUAUCGUCGCCAAUUGGAAAAGAUCAUCGGAUGAGCAGCAGUACCCGAUUAUAUGUUGCACCGAUAAUACUCUCCAUGAUUUGAAUAUUUACAUGGCUAAUUCCUUGAUCCACUACAAUUUACCUACUAAAGAACGAGGAUACUUCACCGAAAGAUUCAGCGUGUUAUUGCAUAGGUUGGCUGGUCCACCGGAAUUCUACACACCUGGUAAAAUGCCUUCGACGUUCUCAAAAACAGACACGUUGAUUUAUGUCGGACCCAACGACCAUUUACAAUUCCCUACCGUGAUCAAAUUAAUGGAAAAAUUACGUAUGAAAAUUCCCGAAGAAUUGAAAAUUACCGCGAAAGAACUACUUCAAGCCAGAGAGUUGGAAAAAGAUGGUAAUAAGUUAUGCGAAAAUUACAAGAAGUUUGGACAAUGCUCGAAUGAAAGAGUAUGCCCAAGUAGACAUUAUUUUUCGAAAUUGUACGACGAACCAGCUUCGGAUAUCCCUCGCGAAGGACGCGUUAAAAUGCAAAUUCUGCAAGUAUAUAGUGCGAGUCACUAUUGUGCCAGGUUAUUGGAACAUAGUGAUGCACAGGAGAAGAAAUGGACUCUUAUAAAACCUCCGAUCCAUCCGGGAGUGUUGAAUGCGAAAAUGAAUAUGUAUUUUUCCAAUCGUGAAAAAAGAGCGAUGCAUCUUUGUCAAAAUGUCGGUGAAGUGGCGGCGAUUGAAACGACCACCGAUAUGUUCAAAAGAGUUCAAGUACUAGAGUUGGUAAUGGAUGAAAAAUUCGAUGAAUUGAGAACCGUCAAAGUUAAAUUUAUUGAUGACGGAAGGAUCGACGAUGUUCGGCCAUCUGUGUUGGUUAAACUCCCUCCAGAAUUCGCGGAUGUUCCAUCGACCACAGUUGAUAUAUUUCUUUGCAACGUUUUACCGGUGGAUCGAGAUGUUGAAUGGGGUGACAUAAUCACCCACAAGGUGCGAGAACGAAUACUGAUGAUGCAAGAUAGCGAAGAUGUCGAUUUCAUCGGCGAGAUUAAAUUAGUAUCCGGUCGAGAUGUAUGGGUUGAUCCGUUAAGAUGCGAUAAAGUAUACGACAGACGUAAAGAUAUAAUUACUAUCGUAUCUUCAAUGUGCAGAGAUCUGCUGAACAAGAGGGUGGCUGUCGAAAACCCCAACCAUUUGCCGAAGCUUUUAUCAAUGUAUCAAGAAGCUGGUCUUCUCGAACUCCCUAAAGCCACUAUUCAAUCGACUACCGAACCUUCUGUCGUUCAGAAUAACGCUGCUUCUACAUCCCUUCCUAGUGAAUCGGAAAAACCUUCUUGCCAACCGAACUCUAUCGUCGAAGCCCUUAACGAAUCUAGUUCAUCCGAUUCCACCGUAAUCCAGGAUCCGUUGAACGAUACGGAGGAUGACAACGUGAACGAUACCGAGGAUGACGACGAGAACGAUAUCGUUCCUAAGACAGUGCCCUACGAAUCAGAAGAAGAAUGGCCACUCGAAGACGAACCGCAAACGCCUGCGGCGCCCAUCCAAAGCAAGCCUGAGGCAAAUUCUAAGCCUAAAUUGAGAAAUGAAAGUGAUUCCGAGUUCGAUCAGUACGAUUACGAUACCGAUUCCAUGCCGGAGAAUGGAUUGCAAGAGGAAUUUGAUUACUAUUUUAAACCCGAUGAUUUGGAUGAUUUAGUUGAAGUUUUAUAUCCUGGUUUCAAACAGAUGAAAAUUUCGGCGAAUAAGGAGAAAUUUUCGAAGCCUAGUAUAGCUGCUGCUGCGCACGAACCCGAAGUGCCUACAAUAGGACAGAUAGCCAAUUCUUGUGUUCCGCAGCAGCCUAUUUAUGCUUAUGAACCAGAAGAUUCGACUAAAUAUAUUUUAAAACCGAGAACGGAGUGGUACCAGGACGCAACUCACGUCUACAUGAAUAUUGCGCUCAACGUUGACGAAUAUGUUAUUCGAUUAACUGCUAAUAGUAUAUAUUUUAGGGCUGUCUACAAUGAAAGAAUUUACGAAUUCGAUGAAAAAUUAUACACGACUAUAGAAGACGAAAAUUCCAAGCACUACAAAAGUAGUGUAAUGAUAGCUGUAAAAAUGGAAAAAGUCAUAAAACUGAAUAAUUGGCCAAGAAUCUUCAAAAACAAAUUUACUUCAGGAUGGAUCAAACGUAGUGUUCAUAUUUUGGACGAGGACUUGGAGGUACCUGAUAUGUGCUGGGAUCAAAAACUUAAUACUGGUUUAGCUCUUAAAACUCCUGAAAUACCGGACGAUUUUAAGUAUAUUAGUAACUACGACACCAAUGUUACGAUAUACCCCGAAGGUUAUGAAGAAUUGCACCUUGACUCAGACGAAGAUUCCGACGGAGUUGGGAAUGAUGAACAAGAUCCAGACGAAUAAAGUUCGUAUUUUUCGUUAUUGUUAAUUUCAUUGAGUUAUGUUUAUUACUAAAAAAAAGUGAUUUCUUUUCGACGAUAUUUAUAAUUUUGUAUGGUGUAAUUUUUGUUGAAUUUCGUAAAUAUUUUUCGGAGUAUCGAAUUGAUUAUUUGAAAUAUGUAUUUUUAAGUUUUGUUUAAAAGUUGUAAUUCGUUUAAGUUGAAUAAGCUACAAAAAUACUUUCAUUUGAAUGAAAAUUUAUUUAGAUUGGUUUAAUUUUAUGCAUUCAAUGUACAGAUUUUUGCAACUGUCGAAUCAUUAUAAUUGUGAUUUAUCUAAUAAGGAUCUCGGUGCUUUGUCAAUAUCGUAAGGGGAUUUCUUUAACAAUACCAAGAAUAAAAAUGUAUUUGUAUUUGUU
Molecule: messenger RNA, 5805 nt
Organism: Planococcus citri (citrus mealybug)
Lineage: Eukaryota; Metazoa; Arthropoda; Insecta; Hemiptera; Pseudococcidae
Exons: 22
Coding region: 267-5411 (1714 amino acids)
Biological process (GO): germ-line stem cell division
Molecular function (GO): metal ion binding; ATP binding; nucleic acid binding
Source: RefSeq, a predicted model, not a curated record